GACUAUAAUUGCUAUCAUCUUCAUUUGCCUUUGUUCUUUUGAUAAUAUUUCACCAAAAUCAGGCAGUUUAAGCAUAUAAUAAAAAUGUGAUUGUGACAGAUGGUUUUCCACGCAGAAGCGGGUUUAUCUCCCUUUAAAAUCGCCCUUUAAAGUCUCCCUCUAACCUUGAACACAAAUGCAAAAGAUCAUCCCCAUCUGAGAUAUCAAUAGGCUGCAUCAUCGCUCAUCUUCCCUCAUCAUCUUCCGCACCUUCUCCCUCCCUCCAUGUCUGUCCAUCUCCUCCCUCUGCGCCUUUUUACGCACAAAACAAGUCAGAGCGCACACACGGCUGGCGGAGAAAACAGGAGAGACAAUAGACAAUAGUUUAGGUCAUCAUGGUAUUUGGAUUUUUACCGUAGGCAACAUGCGCGCCGGACUGUGAGGUACAGGUGAACAAUCUGUAAACGCGUCUGUUCAUUUACUGGCCGAAACUUUCCCCCACGUUUUAAUGUUGCCAACCGAGAUUUCAGGAGGAGUGUGUUUCACCUCAAGCGAUCACACUGAGGGACGGAGAGAAGGGAUGAAAACAGAGGAAACCCAACAGUCGUGUCUGCAGCAGCCUCCAUCCUCAACGCCUUUUGGUCCAGAGUACAGGGGAGGGGGAGAGGUGUGUGCAGGCUGCGAGUCUCCCAUCGCCGACCGCUUCCUGCUGCGCGUGAACGAGCGCUCCUGGCACGAGACCUGUGUCAAGUGCGCCGUGUGUUUGAGCACGCUCACCGGGACCUGUUACUGCAGGGACCGUCUGCUGUACUGCAAGCACGACUAUGAAAAGCUGUUUGUAAGGAAGUGCAGUGCCUGCCUGCAGGUGAUUGGACGUUCAGAGCUGAUAAUGCGUGUGCUAGGCCAGGUGUACCACCUGGGCUGCUUCAGCUGCUGUGAGUGCGAACGCCGGCUGCAGAGAGGUGAUGAGUUUGUGCUGAAAGAAGGCCAGCUGCUCUGCCGCAUGGACUAUGAGAAGGAGAGGGAAAUGUUGGCUGCUAUCAGUCCCACACCAACAGAAUCAGUGAAAAGUGAGGAUGAGGAUGGUGGAGGGGGCUCUGGUGGGGGGAAAGGUGGUGAUGAAGGCAAGGAGCACAAGCGCUCAAAACGACCGCGCACCAUCUUGACCACACAGCAGCGCCGUGCUUUCAAGGCCUCCUUUGAAGUGUCUGCUAAGCCUUGCCGCAAGGUGAGAGAGACACUGGCUGCUGAGACUGGACUGACAGUACGAGUUGUGCAGGUGUGGUUUCAAAACCAGAGAGCCAAGAUGAAAAAAAUAGCUCGUCGACAGCAGCAACAGCAGCAGCAGCAGCAGGAACAAGAGCAGCUGGGAGGGACCAGGAGAGGACAAAGUAGAGGGGGCCGCCAGAGUAAUGACGACAGUGAGGAUGGAUCUAGUACUCAUGGCAUGGAGGGCAUGCUGGGAUAUCCAUCUCUGCCACGUCAGCAACUACUUGCUCUGGACCCCAACAUCUACGGUGGAGAGCCGUUUCGACAUGGGCUUACACCACCUCAGCUGAGCAAUGAGCAGCUCCACUCCUAUGACUCAGAGACAGUGUUCCAUGACCUGGACAGCGAUGGAAGCCUUGGUCACCUUGGUGACUGCCUGUUAGCAACAGGGGACGGCAGUCUCCUGCCAGGACGAGUGGGAAACCCCAUCGACCGUCUCUACUCCAUGCAGAACUCCUACUUCACCUCCUGACCCUUUAUAAACUCUCACCCUUUCCCCUCCUGAUCCACCUUUCACCUCAGUGAUGCAGCUAAUGGAGUCUGUCCAUCAACAUGCCUGUGGGACCACUGUCCAUGAAACAGCCUACACCCAAACACACUUCUGAGCUUUUAGCACAGGCCAAGAGCAUCACAAGUCAGGCAUAGUCAUGAUAUCACUUUGCAGCAGAUUUGCAUAAUGUUCCCACCAUCUUUCCUAGAUGAGAAUCACAUGCUGGAAAUACAGACACUGUAAAUGUCCAAGAUAUGUUAAAGGACCUCAGUUUCCCUUGUUGUAUUUAUGUGACGUUCAAUGAAAUGCAUUUCAUGGCACUUUCUGACAAAAAAACUGACAAACAAAAGACACUUAUCAAACAUAUUAAUGUGUAUAUCAUGAAUUACAGAUGAAAACUGAUUGUUGAAAGUGAAUUCACCAAUCAAGUUACAUGUAUUUAGGAGUCUUUGUAGGUCUUACAAGCAGCUGAGGGUCUAAAUUGAAUUAGUAUAUUGCAUAAAUAUUGCAUAUUUUUUUGGCAGGACUAGUGAUAAAUUAUUGUGCGUGAAAGACUGCAGCUAUACAAUACUGUACAUGGACUGGAGUACAAUUUUGCUCUCAGGUUAGUGUGUCUGUUUAUGUAACCUGAGCCAUAACUCAGGAUAUUGUGCUGAAUAGGAUUACAAUUUAAGUUGCCCAGUGAUUUCAAGAAUGUAGAUUGUAAAGAGGAAAAAACUCUCAAUAUAAUAUGGACCAAAAAAAAACAAAAAAACAAAAUCAUUUUUUUUAGCAUUUAGACAACACUACAGGGUCAUUUGAAGAGCCUUAUGCGGAAACAGGGUUGAAGUUAUUAUUGCUUUGGCUUUCCCUUUUCUUUUAACAUAAAAUCACUAAGAAUCAGUGCAGAAAAUGACAACCAAUAGAUCUAUUAGGUCCAACAUUUAGGAAACUUGGUACAUGAUGAUGUACUCCAAAUGUAAAUGUGAGUAUGACUGUGUUACAGUUAAUUGUUGUAGUCACUUUCUGUAAUAAUUUCUUUCUCAAACAUCUCAAAUUAGAUGUUAGGUAGAUAUUUUGUACCUUCUUCAGCAAAUAUUUAAACUCUAGCAUGAUAUCUAUAUGUCACAAAGUAGGUCUAAUGAAAUAGCCUCCAAACUGAAGUUGGAUAGCAAGUGUUUCCUGAAAGCAUUAGGAUCCGACUCACAAUGUGAUGCAGAAUAAAAUAGGAUUAGGGUGAUACCUGUUUCAUUUAGGUGCCUGUGAUCGGCUACAGCUUGUGACUUUCUUUCAUGACAUUAUGUUUGAUUCUGAUCACUGACUCAUGGUAUUUUUACAGUGAUAUUUUUGUGAAUGUAACUUAUUUGUGCGGUAUUAGGCGAGAUCUAUCUUACUUUUUUUGUUCAGUGACUGCCAGGUGAUGUGCUUUGAAUGUA
Molecule: messenger RNA, 3153 nt
Organism: Toxotes jaculatrix (banded archerfish)
Lineage: Eukaryota; Metazoa; Chordata; Actinopteri; Toxotidae
Gene: lmx1al
Product: LIM homeobox transcription factor 1, alpha-like
Exons: 9
Coding region: 488-1720 (410 amino acids)
Biological process (GO): regulation of transcription by RNA polymerase II; neuron differentiation
Cellular component (GO): nucleus
Molecular function (GO): RNA polymerase II transcription regulatory region sequence-specific DNA binding; DNA-binding transcription factor activity, RNA polymerase II-specific
Source: RefSeq, a predicted model, not a curated record